Molecule: messenger RNA, 2958 nt
Organism: Planococcus citri (citrus mealybug)
Lineage: Eukaryota; Metazoa; Arthropoda; Insecta; Hemiptera; Pseudococcidae
Exons: 2
Coding region: 730-2778 (682 amino acids)
Source: RefSeq, a predicted model, not a curated record
UGAAUAUCUGUCAUGUGGUAUUGAGGGAAUCGCGAAAAUAAUACAGCCAUUUUACGAGCAAAAUAUAAAACAAUAAAUGUUUAAUGAAUUAUUACAUUGUUAGCGACGUGUGAUCAACUGAUUAUAGAACAAACGUGAUUUCGAUUUGAAAUUUGAAUGGGUUGAUUGUUGCGAAGGCGAAGAGCAAAGAUGCUACAUCACAUCAUAGCGUUACUGUUUAGUGUUUUCACAUUUUAAUAAUUAUGUAGUUCACGAUCUCGAACUUAAUAAAUAAAUGUCAAUGACAACAUGAAAGAAAUUUGAGGUAAAUGAGAAUAAAAAGACGUGAAUUAAAAGUGUAUAUUAAUAUUUAAUUCAUAAUUCGGCAUCGCCGUGCUUAUUCCGUGUUGAUGGUAAAAUUUUUUCAAGUCCAGCAUUCCAGCAAAACAACAGAAAGUAGAUAAGGCGAAUCGGUCCUCUGAACGACGCAUCUGAUUGGUCGAGUGUCACAUCGUGCGUGCGAUGUCAAAAUACGCAAAACGCAACAUUACUUAUCAAAUUUCAGUCGUGAUAACGGAUAACGUCCUUCCGACUUCAAAUUAUUCAAUGAAGACGAAUAAGAGGAAAUUUAUCAAGUUUUGUGAUGAAAAUUACCAGAAGAAGGCAAAAACAUCACCUGAAAACGUCCAAGGCAGGUAUGGUAAGCAUACUUUGAUUUUUCCCUCGCAUCUAUGGUAAUCAGAUCUCGAAAUGGCUGAAAACUCGACUGAUGUCUACGAUUUUGUUUUUCCGAGUCCACCAGCUUUACAACAACUCGCAGCCAUCGCAGUAGCAGUGAAACUAUGGCGUGAACAAGUCGGCGAGCAUCGUGUAAAUAAUACCUUGGACAAAUUUGGGCAAGAGUCGAAUAUUUCCCUGGAUAGCGUUCGCCCUCUUCUACCGUCAACAAUUCUUCCCAUCAUUGAGAAUUAUACUACAUACAUACAGGGUUCAUUGUGCAGAUACGAUUACGAAUAUCGUCGGCGGCAGUGGCUCUUGGAAAGUCUGAGUAAAUUUGACGAUAUUGUUUGUGACGUUGAUGGCACUAUCAAUUAUGAUCGUACUGCGAGACGAGCAUUACUCUGCGAAGAAAUCAGUGACGUUGAUAAAUUUGAAAUUGCUUGUUGGUAUUGUCUAGAGGAUGAUAUAAUGCGAAUUUGGCCUUCUGUGUCGAAUUUAGAAUCCCUGAACUUGAGCGAUGAAGAUUUUUCGUUUUUCGGUUUUCAUAAUAAAUCUUUAUUAUGUUACUGGAUUUCUCGUCUUAGAAACGAGUUGCAUAGAAUUCCCAUUUUUUGGCCCGAAAAGACUAUCGAUGAACAUUUAAUGGAAAUUCUUGUCGCUGAUAAUUGGUCGUCUAUAAGGUACUUUUGGCGUAGAUUAAAAAAGGGUGAAAGUCGAGUAGCAAAUGCAUGGUACUUACUUGAACGUCAAACUUCUAUAUUCUGUAGGUACAUACUCGCGAAGUUAAGCGAGGAAGAAUUAAAUGCAUUGAUCGCCAAAACGAAUGAUUAUAAUGGAUUUAUGUACUGCGUAUUUAAGAAAUGGUCUUACUAUUGUAGAUACUAUGAAACUGAUAUCGCAACAUCUUGCAUUUUAACAACAUGGCACUAUGUUAGACAUAAAAUAAACAGCGAGGAAUUUAUUCGUAUUGUUGAGGAGAUUUUUUCUAGGCAGAAAUAUGGCGAAGAAGAAAUACCGAACGACGAGUCUUUCUCUCGCGAGUUUUGGAAUGAUACUCCAGAUCAUUUGAAACGAUGGAUGUUUCAAGUUGGUUUACUUGAGCGAACUUUUUUCGAGAUCAAUAACCUUUCUUGUGCUACGGUUAGAGAUAAUUGGCUUUUGUUCGCCGUUUUGGAAGAAGCUCCGUUUGAAGCCAAGAGUUCGUUUUGGCGUGAAAAUUGGCGCAACAUAUUAGUUUCCAUAAAACCAACCGAUUUGCAACGAUUAAUGAACUUAUGCUUGAAAAACGAAAGCGACGUUAAUCUGUUCAAAAAUAAUAAUUUAUCUAAAUACGAAAAUAUCAGCGUCAAUUGCUCAAUGCUUAUGGAUCAGUCGCGUUGGACAGAAUUGGAGGAAUUUUUGAAUUUUUGUUGCUCGGAAAAGGAAACCAAUUUAGCUUUGCGGAUCAAGUGUUUAAACAGCCAUUUAAGUACGUUCCAAAAUACGACCGAUCUUAUACGUUUAAGCAGAAAAAUCCUCAAGAAUUUUCUUUCAUUUAGUACAUUCGUCGAUGAUACUUAUUGUAGCGAUCUCACCCUAGCAGCUGAUUUUAAAAAUCGAUUUCUGUUUUCACCUGGAACGAUGCGUAAUUUGAGCCAAUGUGUAGCGAGGAAUAAACUCGAGAAAGUAAUGAAAUUUGUCGAUACAUUCGUGAUGUCUGAGCAAGCGGCUGUUGAUUUCAAAGAACAUCAUUUUCUGCCGGCUUUUGUUAAUAUCCUUGCUACUGAAACUUAUCGUUUUAAAUUCGAGUGCGACGCAUUUGAAAAGUUUAUGCGUUGGUGUUUCGGUAGUGACGAUAAAAUUGAAAAAUUUAAAUCAACUAUACCGGUUGAGGAUAUUCUUCGACGUGUUGCUCAAGACACAGAUGCUCGCAUUCUUCACGCUGAAGAUACGUCAUAUCAAUCUUCUUUCGAGCGCGACGCAAAAGAGUUAUAUUUUAAUCUGCAUAAAUUUUUGCAAUGGAUUUUUUCCUCUCCCGAGGAAGUUGCAGAAUGUGAAAAAAAAUUCUGUGGGUUCGAAGAAUAUGUUUCUAAAAAAUGAAAUAUUUUAUGUAUUAUUUCUACGAAAAGACUGCUACCUAUUCAUUUUUUAUGUACCUAUAUUUUUGAAUUUUGUUAAUGGAUUUUUAUACAUUAUAUUUAUAUAUUUUAAUUGCAUCAAUUUAUGAAAUGAAAUGUUACCUUGUACUUAUUUCAAUAUUAUACGUGUUUUUAUUUUUAA